AGCCCCACCCCCCCCCCCCCCCCCCCCCCCCCCCCCACCCCCCCCCCCCCCCACCCCCCCCCCCCCCCACCCCCCCCCCCCCCCACCCCCCCCCCCCCCCACCCCCCCCCCCCCCCACCCCCCCCCCCCCCCACCCCCCCCCCCCCCCACCCCCCCCCCCCCCCACCCCCCCCCCCCCCCACCCCCCCCCCCCCCCACCCCCCCCCCCCCCCACCCCCCCCCCCCCCCACCCCCCCCCCCCCCCACCCCCCCCCCCCCCCACCCCCCCCCCCCCCCACCCCCCCCCCCCCCCACCCCCCCCCCCCCCCACCCCCCCCCCCCCCCACCCCCCCCCCCCCCCACCCCCCCCCCCCCCCACCCCCCCCCCCCCCCACCCCCCCCCCCCCCCACCCCCCCCCCCCCCCACCCCCCCCCCCCCCCACCCCCCCCCCCCCCCACCCCCCCCCCCCCCCACCCCCCCCCCCCCCCACCCCCCCCCCCCCCCACCCCCCCCCCCCCCCACCCCCCCCCCCCCCCACCCCCCCCCCCCCCCACCCCCCCCCCCCCCCACCCCCCCCCCCCCCCACCCCCCCCCCCCCCCACCCCCCCCCCCCCCCACCCCCCCCCCCCCCCACCCCCCCCCCCCCCCACCCCCCCCCCCCCCCACCCCCCCCCCCCCCCACCCCCCCCCCCCCCCACCCCCCCCCCCCCCCACCCCCCCCCCCCCCCACCCCCCCCCCCCCCCACCCCCCCCCCCCCCCACCCCCCCCCCCCCCCACCCCCCCCCCCCCCCACCCCCCCCCCCCCCCACCCCCCCCCCCCCCCACCCCCCCCCCCCCCCACCCCCCCCCCCCCCCACCCCCCCCCCCCCCCACCCCCCCCCCCCCCCACCCCCCCCCCCCCCCACCCCCCCCCCCCCCCACCCCCCCCCCCCCCCACCCCCCCCCCCCCCCACCCCCCCCCCCCCCCACCCCCCCCCCCCCCCACCCCCCCCCCCCCCCACCCCCCCCCCCCCCCACCCCCCCCCCCCCCCACCCCCCCCCCCCCCCACCCCCCCCCCCCCCC
Molecule: messenger RNA, 1044 nt
Organism: Sphaerodactylus townsendi
Lineage: Eukaryota; Metazoa; Chordata; Lepidosauria; Squamata; Sphaerodactylidae
Product: basic proline-rich protein-like
Exons: 1
Source: RefSeq, a predicted model, not a curated record